AUGAGCUCCAAGUACCCUUACGACGUUGAUGAAGCAUCUUCGGAUGAAGAGGAUACUGGUACUGUGGGGAUUAAUCUGGCCGCUCUUGCACCCGGAAAUCCGUUCCUCCAAGAUAUCCUUCAUCGCCUCGUAGUAAAAUUCCAAAGAAGUCAAACUCCUUUGGUUUUCGAGGAGGUUGAAGUAUGCUUCAAUCCUAUGUCGUCUACCACCCGCGAAUGCGCGUUGCAUAAGAAAGACGGGAGCGGUCCCUGCCUGAAGAAAUACGGACGGCUUGAUCGAUCCAUCUAUCACAUUCAAUCCCAUCUAGGAAUCAAGCCCUACGAGUGUACGGGUUGCCCCAACCCACCGUGUACUGCCAAGUUCAGCUCGUUGAAUCAACGUGAAACUCAUAAGAAUGACGCGGAAAAUUACGUUCGAAGAAGAACAUUGCUCGUCACAGAGCCUCCAACAGCUGUCAACCUCGAACGGAUUCUUGAUCUAGCUCUGUAA
Serendipita indica DSM 11827 is the source of this 489-nucleotide messenger RNA. The record is from the annotation of a GenBank genome assembly. NCBI's taxonomy places the organism in Eukaryota, Fungi, Basidiomycota, Agaricomycetes, Sebacinales, Serendipitaceae.